AUGAUCACUGUGCCUUAUCGGCCUGUCAACACGAUGGAUCCUCUCCACGAUCCUGAAGGUUAUUGGCGCCGAUCGAGCGGUACUGUUACUCGUCAGUAUGCCAUUCCCGCUGCGUCUGGUGUGCCUGGCCAUCAGCGAGAGCGUUCUGGAGGCCUCAGCUACGCCGAACACGAGAUGAUGAGACAGAGGAAAACGCCGUAUGGUCGGCUGUUUGAACAAGACACGGCUGUGCUGGACAAGAAUGUCCAAUUGCCGGCCUCCAAACAUCUCCUUCUUUCUUCCUCUCCCGAAUUCGAGCGAAAGCCGCCGUCUUCUCUGACUCCUCAGUGGGCCGGCACUCAACAAUCGCAUCAGCGCGGCGUUAUGUCAGGAUCAGACUUUGGAAGAGACGGAAGAUACGACCGAGAACCACAGCCAUACGGGACAUCCAAGGCCAUCUCCUACAGACCAGCAUGGGACUUUCCUGGCGGUCUGGACUCGAUGCUCAACCAGACUCUCCCACUCCAACCUACACAGAGGUAUUAUUUCCAGCAUGGAUCAAACAUACCGACCGUUCUGCCUGCCACACUGCAUUCACAGUUUGGACCUACGGCGUCGGCAGGUCAAGAAUUAUAUGGACCAUAUUGGCCAGACGGCACCUACAACCCCUACCGUCCAGCAUCCAUUCGUGACAGUCGAGUCUUCCCACGGGCACCUGCUGAACGGUUUCCUCUCGACCAUCAUGUCUUACAUCAAGAAACAUGGAGCAAACCUGCGCGACUCCCUACCGUGGAAGACAACGCUUAUCAUCACACUGCUCCGCAGCAUUUCUUGAGUACUCCCGUGGACUUUGUUCAGUCGCCCUCGUCUAAAUGGAGCCAUUCUCACAAUACCUAUCACGGCUCGUUCAGCUACUCCCAACCCUAUUCGGGACCCAGCCAUGCCAUGCCCGGGCCCAUGACAGUGACGAGACCGGUGCUAGAUUCCCUCAUCCCUGGGCCCGGCUCCGAACGGAUCGCAUACAGGGAUCGGGCUUUCGCAUGGGCGAACGGGGUCUACGCAGAGCUCCUGCACACGAUCCGAAAUAGCAAGAAAGAGCAGCGGGCCAAUAUGCAGACCGGCUCCGAGCCAAGGACGACAGCCAAGCCCACGAUUUUUCCUCGGCCACCAAAGAGAUCUGGAUCACAUUUCCAAGAAGAUUCGGGAGUCAGGUUGAGCCGGACACAAGAAGCCUCCAACAAUCAAACCCUUGGUAUUGGUAGUCAGCAAUUCCUCUUCGACGCUCCCACCCGCCCUCACACCGCUAUCUUCAGGCCUCAGCAAACUCACAAUGAUCUUGAUACUAAAGCCUUCCAGAGCAAAUGUGAACCAAACAGUGUCUCCAGUCACCAAUAUCGGCUCCCGGACAGAAUUCCGGAAACACGACAGGCUCGCCAGGCAGCCCCAUUGGAGUUACCUCUACGGCCGCCUAUCAAUGACUCUGCGAAUGCGGCACUCCAGCAAAUGGAGCUUCUCUGUCACCAGGCUGAUACACCCUGGGUGGAUGGAAUGCUGUUAGCCGGUUGUCUAGCCUAUGGAUUGGGGAAUUACACCAAAGCCGAAGAAUGGUACCAGGCUGUUUUGAGACUGGAUCCUGGUCAUGUUGAAGCCAUGUCGAACCUUGCGGCCACAUGCCACGCUCUCCAUCGUCGUGAAGACGCGCUCAAAUAUUGGUCGGACGCCGUGAGCUUGAGACCGAGCUAUUUCGAAGCUGUUGAGCAUUUGAUUGGACUGUUGUGCACAAGUCAUCGAGCAAGAGAAGCAGUCAGCGUGAUCGAGUAUGUGGAAAAUACAUUGCGAAUCAGGAACGAAGAUCCUCAGGCGGCGUGGGGUGAGUUGAGUGAUGCCGAAAGUGAUACCAGGAGCCAUACGUCCAGUAUAGCCACGGUGGCUUCAUAUGACAACGGUAGAUAUGAUUUUGAAUUUGGCUUGCAGAACCAACCUUCGGCGCGGGGCACCGAGUCCCAGCCCCCUGGAUUUGGCUCAAGUGGGUAUGCGAUACCUGGCACAGACAAUGGUCGCAUGUUGGCCCUCGUCCACGCAAAGGGGAACAUGCUUUAUGCACUGGGAAACAACCAUGGAGCGGCAAUGGCCUUCGAAGACGCCAUCCUCAUCGCCACGGGCCAGAGGAAACAAGGCAUCAAGGGUCUGAUCAAGGUCAUUUUGGGUGCUUGCUUGAGCAACAUCAGAGAUCCGGAAUAUGUUCGCUCCAAACUUGACGGCAAGGAACCGAUACUGCUUGCACCAGAACAUGCCAAGGCCACCGCUAGACUCAUGUUUCCUCCUGAGGGCGACCUUCCCGGGUUGGAGCAUGUGUCUGUGCCCUUCGCCGUUUCGGCUGCCGUCUCUACCACCAGCAACUCUCUCCUUUCUCUCGCCAAAAUCUAUCAAGAUGGCAUGUCCAAUGCCACAGACAUUGGGAGUCUGAGGUCACCGUCGACACGCGAGAUCCUUGCGUUGUACUAUCUUUCGCUUUCACUCCAACCGAGCCCGUCGACAGCCAACAAUGUUGGAAUUUUGUUGGCAGGCGUCCAGCAGAGCGUGCACCCUGCACAUCUCGCGGAUCCGAGCUUUCCACAACUCUCAGCCAUUCCAGGCGUCGUUGCCGGAACUGGCAUCCAAUUGGCUCUUAUGUACUACAACUAUGGCCUCGUCAUUGAUUCAAAGCAUGCCCACUUGUACACGAACCUGGGCAGUCUUCUAAAGGACAUCGGCCAACUCGGAGCUGCGAUCAAGAUGUACGAGCGUGCUGUCAGUUGUGAUGGCCACUUCGACAUCGCUUUAGCGAACCUUGCGAACGCGGUUAAAGAUCAAGGCCGGGUGGCAGAGGCUAUCGUAUACUAUCGACGCGCUGUGGCCGCAAAUCCCGACUUUGCCGAGGCGGUUUGUGGUCUUGCCACUGCUUUGAACUCAGUGUGUGACUGGCGCGGGCGCGGUGGAAUCUGUGCAAGUGACAAACUCCGUGACCGACUCCAUGUAGACGACGCCGGUGCGAAGCAUGAGCCGUCUCGACCAUACGGCUGGAUCAACCGAGUAGUUGAAAUAGUCGACAAGCAGCUGAAGGAUGGAGAGAGCUGGGGUCGGGGGACUUUGACUCCCACCAUGAUUGAAUCUUUGACGGCCAAAUUGACUCUACACAGACAGUCCUCCACGGAUAACAGACGCACGCAGUUAAUGGAUGUUCUGCGGCAGUCUCUUCGAUUCUGGUCCGGUCAAAAGUGGGAAGGGUCCCGCAUUGUGCGACUGGUAGAGCGCGCCAUCCGCGAGAUCGGGUGGCAGUGGUACCAGGACCGUUACGUGCAUCGAAAAGAAUAUCCGGCGCGGAAGUACUCUCGUCCCUAUUUGCCCAAUUCCCUGUCCACUCCAUCAGCACCGACGGUGCUCCCCUUCCACACAUUCACCGCACCGUUGUCGGCGAAGCAAGUUCGACAGAUCUCGCAGCGUAAUGCGCUCCGAAUAUCUGUGUGCACGCUUCGAUCUGCCUGGCUGCCGUCUACUGUGUAUCCGCCACCUGCGCCACCCAGCCCUUGCUUGAAUGUUGGCUAUGUCAGCUCCGACUUCAACAAUCAUCCCUUGGCACAUCUGAUGCAAUCGGUCUUUGGCCUUCACGAUCCGACUAGGGUUCGAGCCAUCUGUUACGCCACAACUGCCUCGGACGGGUCCGUCCAUCGACAACAAAUCGAACGCGAAGCUCCAGUGUUUCAUGAUGCGUCCGCUUGGACCGUUGAACGAUUGGUGAAACAAGUUGUUCGCGACAACGUCCAUGUCCUUGUGAACCUCAACGGAUAUACUCGAGGAGCCCGGAAUGAAGUCUUUGCGGCCCGACCAGCACCCAUCCAUAUGUCAUUUAUGGGGUUUGCCGGUACGCUGGGAGCUGAGUGGUGUGAUUAUGUUUAUGCUGACAGAAUAUCUGUGCCGCCGGACACGUUGGCACCAUGGCGACGGAAUGUCGACAUCGAAGAUCGACUGAGACCUGACUCGCUCGUGGAAGACGAAGAGGAUUGGGUGUAUGCGGAGAACCUCAUCUUCGCCCGAGACACCUUCUUCUGCGUGGACCACAAGCAGAGUGCUCCAGAUUCCGAAAAGGUGGGUCUCACCCUUCGUGACCCUGUCAGCCGUGAAGCUGCCUGGGAAGAAGAGCAAGACAAGCGGUGGAAAAUGAGGAAGGAAUUGUUUCCGACUUUGUCGGACACAGCUGUGAUCCUUGGCAAUUUCAAUCAACUGUAUAAGAUCGAUCCCGCCACGUUCGACAUGUACCUGGAGAUUUUGAAGAUGGUGCCCAAUGCGAUUCUGUGGUUGUUACGGUUUCCGGAUCUCGGAGAGCGGAAUCUCCUCCAGUACGCGCGAGAUUGGGCCAGUCCGGAAGUUGCGUCAAGAAUCGUCUUCACCGACGUUGCGGCCAAAGGCACUCACAUCACGCGAGCUUCGGUGGUGGAUUUGUUUCUGGACACUCCGGAGUGUAAUGCUCACACCACGGCGGCCGACGUGGUUUGGUCCGGGACUCCCAUUGUGACCUGGGGCAAGUGGAAGUACAAGAUGUGCAGCCGCAUGGCCGGGAGCAUCGUGGCCAGUGCGCUUCCCCAAGGACGAGCCGGGGACGAGGCGCGUCGGGAUCUGCUUGUGCGAAGCGAGAAGGAGUAUAUCGACACGGCGAUCGAGCUUGCCCGUGGUCUUGAGUACCCGACCACAUCCAAUCCUGCGGGACAGGGACAGAAGCUGGGAAGGGGGAAGGGCCGGCUGGUGGAUCUUCGGCGACUGCUGUGGGAAGGACGGUGGACCAGUCGACUCUUUGACACCAAGCGCUGGGUCAGAGAUGUUGAAUCGGCGUACUGGGCUGCAUGGAAGAAAUGGGAAAAAGGCGAGGGAGGCGAUAUCUGGUUACAGGAUGGUCGCGUUUGA
Capronia coronata CBS 617.96 is the source of this 4917-nucleotide messenger RNA. RefSeq lists its product as uncharacterized. Gene Ontology annotation, biological process: protein O-linked glycosylation. NCBI's taxonomy places the organism in Eukaryota, Fungi, Ascomycota, Eurotiomycetes, Chaetothyriales, Herpotrichiellaceae. Gene Ontology annotation, molecular function: glycosyltransferase activity; protein binding. Bases 1 to 4917 code for a protein of 1638 amino acids. The record is from RefSeq and is a predicted model, not a curated record. The transcript has a single exon.